GUCAUAAUUUCUUCACUCAGUGAACCAUUACACUUUCAAUCAUAUAUCUGGUAUAAAGAAGUCAAAGUAUGCAUAUAGAUUGAAAUCAUUAUUCAAAAAGUGUUUUGUGUUCAAUUUGUUUGCAAUGGGAUACGUGUCCAAUGUAUUUUUAUUUUUGAUGUUCACAUGCAGUAUAAAUUGUGACAUCUCCGACAAUGCAAUAGAAAAAAAUACCGAAAAACACAUAGAAAGAAAUGAAACAACUACUGUAAUACCCAUAGCAGUUAAACAGGGUGAGCUUGAACUUUUAGAAAUGUUGAAAAAGCAAAUAAAAGCAAAGGAAGAUGAAAUGAAGAAAGCAGAGGCAAUAAACAAAAAUUUCGAGAAAAUGAUACAACUGGUGAGCAUUCUAGGCCAGAUAGACACUUUUUUGACUGAAAGAACCAGGGCUUUAAUAAGAAAGAUGGCAAUUCUGACAGAAGAUGAAGAUGCAGAUAUUCAACAUUUUGAAGAUGAAAAUUAAAUUCUUUUCUUAAUAUUUUGCAAAUGAAGAUUAUUGAUGAAACAAUAAUUCACCAAACUCGCUUUGCAAGAAAUUUCUUGCAUUACUUCAAUUUUCAAAUUCUCUUAUUUGUUACUCGGAAAAUUUCUCUGUGUAAUUUUCAAUUUCAUAAGUCUGUUUUGUUAUAUACAUGUUGACGUGGAAACAUUUUAAUCAACUUGAGUGAACAGUGAAAGAAAAUAAAUUUUCAUUGUGUGGUUUUGAGCACUCUCACUGAUCUUGUUAUGUUGAAUAGUUCAAUUCAAUAAUACUGAAAUGUUAUUACAUAAUAACAAUUUAUUAUUAUGUUUUUUUAUUAUUAAAAUACUUUAGAAAUAUACAAAGUCUUGACAAUUUCCUAAAUAAUAAUUAUAUACUUUUUUACAAUUUUCUUACAAUUCAAUAAAUUAU
Harmonia axyridis is the source of this 931-nucleotide messenger RNA. RefSeq lists its product as uncharacterized. The transcript has 2 exons. Lineage: Eukaryota; Metazoa; Arthropoda; Insecta; Coleoptera; Coccinellidae. The coding region runs from base 125 to 502 and encodes 125 amino acids. The record is from RefSeq and is a predicted model, not a curated record.